AGAAAGCCUCGAACGAACCCUAGCCGCCGCUGCAGGUUGCCCACGCAGACGCUUCGUCGAGUGCUCAUCUCGUGUCUCCACGAGCCAGCCACCAGCGGCUCCGGCCACCCUCCAUGAUUUCGCCGCCGAUGCCGACGCAUCUCCUCCCGACGCGGACGAUCUCCCCUCGCUCAAAUGGCUGCGCAGCGACAGCGAGCCCCUCUCCCCCCUCGAUGGCUGCGCGGCCGCGGCGACUCCCUUCAGGGCUUCAAUCUGUGACUGGCAGAGGGAAGUUUUCACUGGCAGCCAUCACUCUUGAUGAUUAUCUUCCAAUGCGAAGUACUGAAGUGAAGAACCGGACAUCAACAGGUGACAUCACAAGUCUCAGACUAAUCACCGCAGUCAAAACCCCCUAUCUGCCAGAUGGAAGGUUCGAUCUUGAAGCAUAUGAUUCUCUCAUAAACAUGCAGAUAGAGGGUGGUGCUGAAGGUGUAAUUGUUGGAGGAACAACAGGAGAGGGUCACCUUAUGAGCUGGGAUGAACAUAUCAUGCUCAUCGGGCAUACAGUGAACUGCUUUGGCACUAGAAUUAAAGUGAUAGGCAACACAGGAAGUAACUCAACCAGAGAGGCUGUUCACGCGACAGAGCAGGGAUUUGCUGUUGGCAUGCAUGCAGCUCUCCACAUCAAUCCUUACUAUGGGAAGACCUCAAUUGAGGGAAUGAUCUCUCAUUUUGAGGCUGUCCUCCCAAUGGGUCCGACCAUCAUCUACAAUGUGCCAUCCAGGACUGCCCAGGAUAUCCCCCCUGAAGUUAUCAUGGCAAUUUCAGGCUAUCCAAACAUGGCAGGUGUCAAGGAAUGUGUUGGGCAUGAGAGGGUUAAGCAGUACACUGACAAAGAUAUAGCAGUAUGGAGUGGUAAUGACGACGAAUGCCAUGAUUCUAGGUGGAAAUAUGGUGCUACUGGAGUCAUUUCCGUCGCAAGCAACCUUGUUCCUGGGCUCAUGCACAGCCUCAUGUACGAAGGCGAGAAUGCGACUCUGAAUGAGAAGCUUUUGCCGCUGAUGAAAUGGUUGUUCUGCCAGCCAAAUCCGAUUGCUCUCAACACUGCUCUGGCUCAGCUUGGGGUGACAAGGCCUGUCUUCAGAUUGCCGUAUGUUCCUCUUCCUCUCAAAAAAAGGAUUGAGUUCGUCCGGAUUGUUGAAGCUAUUGGAAGGCAGAACUUUGUGGGACAGAAAGAGGCGCGGAUUCUUGAUGAUGAUGAUUUCGUGUUGAUCAGUAGGUACUAGGAAGUGAGUUAGUUUGUAUUUUGAUGAAUAAAACUGAGUUUGCACCUUGCGUUUACAGACUUGGUUCUGUUCAUUAGUCGUUGGUUUAUCUAUUUAAUGGGUGCUGCCUUGGCUUCUUUGUAUAAUAUAUCAAGUUUACAGUUGUUUUAGUCAUGUUGGUACACGAAAAUUGGUUUCCCAAUCCCUGAUAGAUAUGCCAAAUCUGUUGAGAAUUA
Molecule: messenger RNA, 1480 nt
Organism: Setaria italica (foxtail millet)
Lineage: Eukaryota; Viridiplantae; Streptophyta; Magnoliopsida; Poales; Poaceae
Product: 4-hydroxy-tetrahydrodipicolinate synthase, chloroplastic
Exons: 3
Coding region: 114-1265 (383 amino acids)
Molecular function (GO): 4-hydroxy-tetrahydrodipicolinate synthase activity
Source: RefSeq, a predicted model, not a curated record